GAAGGCAUGUUCGCAAGCACCUCCCUGCUCUGUGCUCUCUUUUACACACAAACAAACCCCGGCUGCUUCUGUUAUGGCAGGGGCGGCAGCACACUGGCAUUUACCGAACAGCCGCGGCAUGCCACUCUCCCUGAUAGCACCUCCCUGUCUUCUCUGGAGAUGGACAGGCAGGCUGAACUGAGCUGAGAGCAGACUGUAGUGGGCUGUCGGACAAACACGCCCUCACAUCAGCAAGACAAAGUGGGAGAAACUGCUGAACACACGUCACAAGAUACCAAUGGUCCAACCAGAUAAUGUGACAACAAAUUGAGUGGACAACUGAAGACAAGAAAAUGAUGGAAGGACAAAAUGGAAGCAUCUUGCCUCAGAAAACAACAGAGAAUGGAUUUAAAGGGAAGCCUCCAUACUCAUUGGAAACCCCGUAUGGCUUUCGACUUGACCUGGACUUCCUAAAAUAUGUAGAUGACAUAGAGAAAGGCAACACAAUCAAAAGAGUCCCCAUCCAGAGACGAAGCAAGGGCCCCAGAGCAAGCACUCUUCCCAGGCACCUCAACCCCACUGGCUGUGGCUAUCGCCCAAGCCCCUGGGGGUCAACUGGAGCUCUUGGCCCCAGGUCCCGACUGUCAGAUCUCCAUCAUCAUGGAUAUGCUUCCUGGGCAAAUGAUCACAGGUCACCCCUUUCUCCCACAGGGCUCAAAUCCCUGACUGAGAUGGAGGCCAGAAUCAAGGAGUUUGAUGAGCAACCUCUAGGUGAGCACAUCAGACCUCAUCUCCUCCGUGCCUCCAGCCUGCCACUUACAGUACUGCUGAGACAGGGAUCAGAAUCCACUGAUGACCCCGGCAGCCUCCAAAGUUCGAGGGAUCACCUUGGGGGCAGAAACAUCUCCUGUGAAGACAUCUUCUACUCCCCAGAUAUCCCUCAAUCCCAAGACUGCUCAGGGCUGUUGAGGCGCCUGAGAGAGGCCCUGGAACGUGUGGGGGAGCUGGAGAUGGAGAUAAGAGUUAUUCCAGAGCUCAGGGCACAAAUCUGCAUCCUCCAGGAGGAACGAGAAAGGCUCCGCCUGGGCCUGAAUCCACAUCCUUCCUCGGUGAAUGGAACCACAGACCCUUAUACCUCAUCCUACUAUGGUACAGCGGACAUCAAAAGGCCUCGGCAUGAAAGUCAGAUCAUGUUUCCUAGAAAUCACGGAGUCAAUCAAGAGGACUCUAAUCUAACACAUGAGUGGAGAACUAGUACAGAUCUGGAUGAACUGCUGACAGUGACGUCCCUGCAGGCUAAGGUGGCUGUGCUGGAGCAGAGACUCCAUGAAACUGGACUGGAGCUCCAAAGAGCCUUAGGGCUUCUGAGGGAGCAUCAGGAGGAGAGCAGAAAGAAGGAUGAAAAGAUUGAACACCUUAUCAGGAAUCCUGGUGUAUGGGUUCGUGCAGAGAGAGUGUUGGUAGACCAGGAUGGAGAUGAAGCAGUUGUGAGAUCUAUUGAACCAUAUAAUAAAGUGUCAAGGAGUCCAGAUGUGAUCAUUACUGCAGGGACUGUUACAACAAAUGGACGAAAAAGUCAACAACAGGACUCUACUGUUGAUUCUACUGAAAGGUGCCCGCUAGUGUCUGGACCUGAAAAUGCUUCAGAUAACAGUGAAGAUACAGCAGUGGUUGUCCACCACAUUACAAAAAUCAAGAGGCUACUGGAUCAGCAGUGGGAGUGUUUGUGUGCAGACCACCAGUCAGGAGAGGAGGGUAAACCUCUAAUGCACCCAGACCCCAAAGUCAACUCUCUGCAGCAGGAGAUGAUGGGACUUGUUGACAUCCUUACCUCCUACUACACCCAACAUGGAUACAGUAAUGCAGAGAGGAUUCAGCAUGGAGCCUCUAAAUCCAUCCUGAGGACAGACGGAUGUGCCCGGACGUCAAAAAGCCUACAUUCUGGGGGUGUUAAUGACAGCAAAAAAAGAGAUCUGGUUGGGCUGUACCGUGGGAAUCAGAGUGAGCAGAAGGAGAGCAGCAUCAGCCCUAGAGAGAUGGCUGCUGCCCAGGUGGAUGCAGACCCAGAGAAGGGAUGGAGGGAGGGAGAGAGGCAAACAAGCUCAGACAGAAAGAUGAUAUCGGGAGGAACAGGAUCAGGGAGGACAGAUGGAAGUGCAUCUGUGGAAGCUGAGGCUCCUGCAAAAAUGGCCAAGACAACACCACAGCCCUCAGGAGAACAGACUGAGGGCAGCUCUGGCUCAGAAACUACCCCCGGGGGCAGGGAGACGGUGAGUUCAGAUUUCAUGGCAGCUUGUCAGUUCCUCAAAGAUCACAUGGACAACAUGGAUAACCCCAAUGAUGACAUGAGGAAGGCCCUGGUUGUGCUGUUUCAGCACUGGUUCAGUGUGGCAGCAGAGGAGGCUUCAGUGGCCAGCGAGUUAGCUGUGUACUUGAGAGAAGUGAAGAAGUCCACACCAUCACUGCUGGCAUUCUUGGUUAACCUGGCUGACGACAACAGCAACACAGUGUUGCAUUACAGCGUGUCUCAUUGCAACUACAGCAUUGUCAGCCUGCUACUGGACACAGGUGUGAGUGAUGUGAACCUUCAGAACAAUGCCGGCUAUACAGCAGUGAUGUUGGCCUCACUGACAGCCCCUGAUGGCCCAAGUGGCAUGGAGGUGGUCCGCAAGCUGAUGGAUCUGGGCAACAUUCACAUUCGCUCCAGUCAGACAGGUCAAACAGCUCUGCACUUGGCGGUGAGACAUGGGCGAGUGGUGAUGGUUCGUCUACUGCUGAGCCAUGGAGCUGACGCGAACAUCCAGGAUAACCAGGGAACCACGGCGCUGAUGUUCGCAGCUGAGAGAGGCCACACACACAUCGCAAGGCUGCUGCUGGAGAGGAGCCAAUGUAACCUCACUCUGACUGACAAGCGUGGUCGAACUGCACUCUCUUUUGCCAUGCAAGGAUCCCACACGGAUACUGCUGCCCUCCUACAAGCCCAUGCUAAAGCUCGAGCUUUGUAGUGCUGGAAUACUAGAAAGGAACCAGCAACUGUUUGAUCGUCUCUAAUCCUCUCUGGUCUUUUCUGUCUGAGUCUCCUCACCCAAACCCAAAUGAUAACGUUAUGUGCUUGGAUUAAGCUGUUGUUAUCAUGAUAUUAUUUCUAAAUUGUGGACAGCUGCACUGCAUCUUUAUCUACGUUUUGGUUUGGACAACAUCAUUAUAACAAGCAUUUAUAUUUUUACAGUGAGUGAGGUAAAGUUUGUGUGUCAUGACUGUUAUUUUUACUGUUGAUGUUCAUGGUUAUGUCUGAUUUUUGCACAUCCAAAUAGCAGCUUAGCUUUGCAAACUAUGCAAUGGAAAAAAAAAUAUUUAUUAUAUUUUUAGUGUAUUGGAUGUGUUGCUUAUAAUAACAUUCACUACAAUACUUUUAAGUUUUGAGAGGAAAAUUACAGAUCACCAUUUACUUUCUCGCAACAGCUGAGCACUUUUAAAUAGAAUGUGUAAAAUACAUAAAGAAAUGCCAAGUAAUUGUCCCAUGCUGCAUGAAAGAAAGACAACCUUUUGGUGCCAAUAAACCAACGUGUUGAUUUAACUAACUAGUAAUUGCUAUACUAAUGUAUAAACAGUAUCUUUUUAAUAAAAUGCUAUAAAAUAUCA
Scatophagus argus is the source of this 3621-nucleotide messenger RNA. Its product is annotated as KN motif and ankyrin repeat domain-containing protein 4-like. NCBI's taxonomy places the organism in Eukaryota, Metazoa, Chordata, Actinopteri, Scatophagidae. Bases 333 to 2984 code for a protein of 883 amino acids. Gene Ontology annotation, molecular function: protein binding. The transcript is spliced from 10 exons. The record is from RefSeq and is a predicted model, not a curated record. Gene Ontology annotation, biological process: negative regulation of actin filament polymerization. Gene Ontology annotation, cellular component: cytoskeleton; cytoplasm.